AUGUUUUACUACCCAGAUGUCCUCCGCCGCCAUUCUGGAUGCUUUUCCACAGUUUGGUUAGCAGCCACCAGAGGUAUCAGGGUCACUCGCAGAGAGCUUCUCAAAGUCAAUGUCAAGCGAACAUGCUUAGACAUUUUGGACUAUGUGACAGCUCAGGUCCCUGCACCACAGCCCAACCUCCCAAGACCUCGAUUCUCUCUCUACCUGUCGUCCCAGCUACAGUAUGGAGUGAUUGUAGUCUACCACAGGCAGUGUGGCUUCCUGCUUGAUGAGGUUCAACAAACCGUUGACCGCCUGCUGCGCUCCAAAGGAUGCAAAAGUAUUGACAUGGCUGCGUCUGACAGACUGGCCUUGGACAUGCCUGACAACCUGCACAUGAUGGAGGCGGUCGAGGGAGCUCAGGAUCCCUUCUUUGGUCUCAUGGAAUCACAGCAACUCCCCAGUCCCUACAAAAUACUCCAGCCCGGGUUGGUGAUAGCAGAGGUGGGUUCACAGCACUCCCUGGUGCCCAGUCCCCACACCGCACUCGACAAAGAGGGUUUCAGGUCACCUCCAGCUGCCAUCACCCUGAGAGAGAAGGAGCAGUUUGUCAUCACCACUGCUGAGUAUUUUGAGGGAGAUGAACUUCCUGAGGCCACAGCAAGAGAGAUUGACUUGCUGAUGGAUCAACCAGACCAGUUCCGCGGAGAAGUGGAGGAGAGGGGGAGGAGCGGGGAGCUUGAAGGAGGAAUGUCUUCUAUUGACCAGCUGAGAGAGACAGUGGUGGGAACAGAAAGGGACAGUGAGUGGCUGCUUGGCGACGAAUUGGGUCUACCUGUGGAGGUUCCCGUAGCAGCUGCUGCCCUAGAGACGACCCCGCUGCAGGUUGUUAUGCUAGCCUUAUCCUCUGAGGUAUCUGAGAGAGACGGAGACAGAGCCACACAGAGUUCUUAUAACGAGGUGGUUGUUCGUCCUAUCAGGAAGCCUGGUGGAGGUCGCAGGCGCCAGCUGGUCUUUGCAGAUCCUGAGGUCCAGAUAUCUGACAGAGCCAUGAAGGAGCAGAUUGAAAACCCACUGGCUGAAACAGUCAACCUGUCUGAGGUGUUGUUGGACUUGCCUUCCUUGACCAAGCGUGCCUCUCCUGCUCAGCUCUUCAGCGCCCCCUGUGGAUCACUCCACCAUGCUGACCUCCACUCACUGUGGAAGCAGUGUGCCUCGCUCACUGCCCUGUCUGGAUGCGAGAAAAACCAGAGGUGGGAGGAUGAAGAAGAGGAGGAUGAGAAGAGAGAGGAUAGAGAAAUACUGAGGACAGAGAGGAAGAGGAGGCACUCGAGCAUGAAGGAGAUACCCAGUGAGUCAGAACCACAACCUGCAGAGGGCUCAUCUGUGUUAGAUGUGAUCUUGGACAUGUCCAAAGAGGAGAAAUCUCUAAGCGAUGUAAUCACUCCAAUCAGUAGAUGGUCUCCGCAGGAGGAGGCCCAGCUAGCAAUGGAACCUAUAGCAGAGGAAAACAUUGAGAUGCCUGAGGCUCAGACUGACGCAGAGGGCAGGGACAUGCUGAGCUGGGUCUCAUCCAGCCUGCAGAGAUCUGGAGAAGUCACCUUCGACUCUCUGCUGCCCCCGAAGGCCGACCGCACCACUGCAGCUCACACACUCUACAGACUGUUGGAGCUGCUGUCUGCCCGACACGUGACUGCACGACAGCCCGAACCCUACAGUCACAUCACCAUUAAUCCUGCAGCACUCAGCAUGACUGCCUGA
Messenger RNA from Scomber japonicus (chub mackerel), 1740 nucleotides. RefSeq names its product REC8 meiotic recombination protein b (gene rec8b). Lineage: Eukaryota; Metazoa; Chordata; Actinopteri; Scombriformes; Scombridae. Gene Ontology annotation, molecular function: protein binding; chromatin binding. The record is from RefSeq and is a predicted model, not a curated record. Gene Ontology annotation, cellular component: synaptonemal complex; cohesin complex. The transcript is spliced from 18 exons. Bases 1 to 1740 code for a protein of 579 amino acids. Gene Ontology annotation, biological process: replication-born double-strand break repair via sister chromatid exchange; synaptonemal complex assembly; mitotic sister chromatid cohesion.